AUGACGCGCCGCCGGGCCUCCCCUGCCCACUGCGGGGAAGGCGGCGGGUGGGCGGCGGGGCCGGGCCUGCCCCCCGAGCCGCCCGCCCCCGAGGCCGCCGGGGCCUGCCCCCCGCCCGCUGCCGCCCCCCUUUUCCGCCUCCUUCUCACCUGGGGGGGCCCGGGGCGGCGGUGCCCCCCCGACCUCGUCGCGGGAGGAACGACGGCUCUCGGCGCUCUGCUGCGCUGCUUCCCCUGCGAGCGGCUCUGCGGGGGGUGCACGGUGCCCCCCGCCCCCCCGCGCCCCCCCGGGGCCCUGCCGCCCGCCAUGCCCCCCCCUCGCCGCCGCCUGCCCCCCGCCGCCCGCCUGCCCCCCAGGACCUUCCACAGCUACCUGCCCCGCUCCCACCGCACCUACAGCUGCGUCCACUGCCGGGCACACCUGGCCCGCCACGAGGAGCUCAUCUCCAAGUCCUUCCAGGGCAGCCACGGCCGUGCCUACCUCUUCAACUCCGUGGUGAACGUGGGCUGCGGCCCGGCGGAGCAGCGGCUGCUGCUGACGGGGCUGCACUCGGUGGCCGACAUCUUCUGCCAGAGCUGCAAGACCACCCUGGGCUGGAAAUACGAGCAGGCCUUCGAGAGCAGCCAGAAGUACAAGGAGGGGAAGUUCAUCAUCGAGAUGUCGCACAUGGUGAAGGAGAACGGCUGGGACUGA
Molecule: messenger RNA, 693 nt
Organism: Gavia stellata (red-throated loon)
Lineage: Eukaryota; Metazoa; Chordata; Aves; Gaviiformes; Gaviidae
Gene: YPEL4
Product: yippee like 4
Exons: 5
Coding region: 1-693 (230 amino acids)
Source: RefSeq, a predicted model, not a curated record